Fulvia fulva is the source of this 756-nucleotide messenger RNA. RefSeq lists its product as uncharacterized. The record is from RefSeq and is a predicted model, not a curated record. Lineage: Eukaryota; Fungi; Ascomycota; Dothideomycetes; Mycosphaerellales; Mycosphaerellaceae. The coding region runs from base 1 to 756 and encodes 251 amino acids. The transcript has a single exon.
AUGGAUACAGCAAAUCACCACGAAUCUGCAGCGCAGGCCGCUAGCUCAGAUCAUAUCAGCAGCACUCGCAAGGGCUUCUUCGAUUUCUUUAGGCUUCCUGCAGAACUGCGCGACCGAAUCUACGACCUCUCUGUUCAGAACAUUGUUGCCGACGACGAGUGCGAAGACAUCACUCCAAUGCAACGAAACCCGAGGAAUGCAUCGCGACUCAACCCCUCGGCCUCUCUGGUGAACCGGCAAAUGCGGAGCGAGUUCCUUCCCCGGUACCAUAGGGCACGAGGCCUUGUCCUGUCUAGCAUGGGUGACCAAGAACACAGUGAUCGCCUUGAGGCUUUUCUGAGCCGUCUCGCAUCCAGGAUUCCCAUGACGCGCUGGUUUACCCUCCACUACGCCAAGAACGCACGCGCUUAUUUCCAACAUGAGGAGUUCCAUUGUCGGUUGACGCUCGUGGGUGGUACCAUGUAUGAGAGAUACCUCGAGUGCACAAAGGAGAACACAAUCGGUGACCCGACGUGGACCGCGCCUGUUGCGAACAUUGCUCGACUUAGAGUUACGAGCGGCCACAACCAGCGGCAACCUGAUGUCGAGGCGAAGGUCUUGGAAGUCAUCGAGGCUUUCCAACGUGAGCAUAGCGGUGGACCAAUUGUGCCUGAUGUCGAGCUUUUGAGAAGGAAUCUCGGUGUUCUCGCCCUAUCUGAUGGGAAAGUCCUGGAUGAUGGAAGCACGAGAUACAAGGGAGUCAGGCCUCGAAGAUGA